UACAGUGGAAACUGCAUUCAUAUAGUGCGCAUCAAGAAAUCGCACUCAUAAUACAACGGGAGCCGCAUCAUCGCGCAACAGAACUCCUGCAAUUCACACAUAAUACAACAACGGGAGCCGCAUCAUCGCGCAAUAUAACUCCUGCAUUACCUACUUACGUGGAAUUUGCAUUCAUCUGCAUAGUGCGCAUUAAGAAUCACGCACUCAAUACUGCAAGAAAAAUCGUUCAUCGUAUGCAAAACCAGCAAAUUGCAAGAUAUCAAGCAAGUCAGUUUUGCAACAAUCAUCAAACGUCAUCAAACGCAACCCGGCAUUCCCGGCAAGACGGCGGGUUGGGGGGCGCCGGAACACGAGGCCAGCAACAAAUUACUUCACGAAGUGGGCGUGACAUCCAUCUUCGCGCUGCCUGAAGUUCGCGCGCGCAUCGAGGAUUGGCCAACGCACAACAUCGUUCGUUCUCUCGUCGGUCAUCGUUCACUUGUUCGCUGCUGCUUCGGCUGUUUCCGCUGCCAUCGGUCAACGCUGUUUACCGCCGACGCCAUUUGCUUAGAGUGUGCAGUGCUAUUGUUUUUAAGUCGAAAGACAUAACUCGUGCAGUGAUACUCGCAGUGUGUAUAAUUUUAAGCCACAUAGUGAUUUAUAGCAUUUGUAUUUUAUUGCAUUUGACAAGACAAUGGAGCUGAACGAGCUAAUAGCCGCGCGAGGCUACGUAAAAGGUACGAUUACACGAUUAACUUCACUUGUUUCGACACCGCAGUCAGUUAAAAACUUGUCUAAAGAAAACUUAAUUGCUAAGAGGCAAAAAUUGAUCGACUCCUUUAGUCAAUACGAAAAGCUAAAUAUAAAGAUUUUAACUAUCCAACCAGAGGACAAGGAGAAUGUCGAACUCUUUGAGGAAAACUAUUACAACAUCACAUCAGUAAUUGACCAAGAACUUAACAGCCGUGAUAAUAGGAAUCACUCAGCUCCAAUGUCCAAAUUGCAUUUACCACCAAUUGAUGUACCAAUAUUUAGUGAUGCAUACACGUCACGCGCAUUUCAUAUGGAAAGAGAUGCCACGAAGGAGCCAACUAUCAACACCUUCCUUGAAUACUUGGAUAAGAGAGCGCUGGCGCUUGAGAAUGCUGAUCCGGGAUUCCACGGGCAGCAACGCCAGCCGCAAAAGGAGCAAGGCAAUGCCGUUGGUAGGAUGGUAGCCUACACAGCUGCGCAGGAGCCUACAUGCUUAUACUGUGCUGCUGCCUACAGAGCUGCCGGUGCUGCCUGAGCGCCAGCAGUCUGCAUCAGAGGCCGGCACUCCGCAACCACGUCUUAUCAACACUUAUUUUGGAUAUAUAAUUGGAGGUACCCUACCACAUAUUUCAUCUAAGGUCUGCAAAAAGGUAACGUUAAAGUGUACUACUUGUGAGUCUGACAUUAAUGAAACCUUAAGUAAAUUUUGGAAGACAGAAAGCGUUCCUCAGAUCUAUGAUGAAAGGUCAUCAGAGCAAGAGCUCU
Molecule: messenger RNA, 1497 nt
Organism: Ostrinia nubilalis (European corn borer)
Lineage: Eukaryota; Metazoa; Arthropoda; Insecta; Lepidoptera; Crambidae
Exons: 3
Coding region: 674-1267 (197 amino acids)
Source: RefSeq, a predicted model, not a curated record